CUUUACAAACUAAUCCUUUUCUACUAAAUUCAAAAACUAGGGUUUAAAGAGGCAUCCACCGAUUCAACCCAGCUUCUGCUCUGCUCUGCUCUGCUAGUUCAACUGUUCAGCUUGACUUCAAUAGGCCAGUUUGAAUUUCUUUAGAAAGCCGGAAGAAAAUGUUGUACAUUAUCGGUCUUGGUUUGGGAGACGAGAGAGACAUUACUCUGCGAGGUCUUGACGCGAUAAAGAAAUGCUCGAAGGUCUAUAUAGAGGCGUAUACUUCCUUGCUGUCUUUCGGGAUCUCGUCUAAUGGAGUUUCCACUCUGGAAAGUUUGUAUGGGAAACCUGUCACGCUUGCGGAUAGGGAAAUGGUAGAGGAGAAGGCAGAUGAUGUGCUGUUGGAAGCUCGGGAUUCUGAUGUUGCUUUCCUUGUGGUUGGAGACCCUUUUGGUGCAACAACACACUCUGAUCUUGUUGUUCGAGCAAAGAAGUUAGAGGUUGAUGUUAAGGUGAUACAUAAUGCAUCAGUGAUGAAUGCAGUUGGAGUUUGUGGUUUACAACUGUACCGAUAUGGAGAAACUGUCUCCAUACCUUUUUUCACUGAAACAUGGAGACCAGAUAGUUUCUAUGAGAAAAUUCAAAAAAACCGAACACUCGGAUUACACACUCUCUGCUUGUUAGAUAUACGUGUAAAAGAGCCCACAUUGGAAUCCUUGUGCAGAGGAAAAAAGCAGUAUGAGCCACCAAGAUACAUGAGCAUAAAUACUGCGAUUGAGCAACUCUUGGAGGUUGAGCAAAUACGUGGAGGAUCAGCAUAUACCGAGGACACUACAUGUGUUGGACUUGCUCGACUAGGAAGCGAAGAUCAGAUGGUUAUUGCAGGCUCAAUGAAGCAACUCCUCAUGGUUGACUUCGGUCCACCUCUACAUUGCCUUGUCAUAGUAGGCAAAACUCAUCCAGUGGAAGAGGAAAUGCUAGACUUUUAUACAGUUGCAGGAAAUCUAGAUCAAACUAAGGAAUGAUUGUUAAACAAAAUUAGAUUCCUGUACUUUGAUUUUGUUUAAUACUAAAGAUCUUACAAACAAUGAAAACUGAUAUGUUGUAUGGCCCAAGUUUUAGCUUGUUGCUGAAAAUCCAUUCUGUUACAUGACUUGAGUAGUAACGUGGUAUUAUAUUAAAUGUUGGAGUAAGCAAUUUAUAUGUUGCA
Messenger RNA from Daucus carota subsp. sativus, 1189 nucleotides. Its product is annotated as probable diphthine methyl ester synthase. The transcript is spliced from 7 exons. The coding region runs from base 159 to 1004 and encodes 281 amino acids. Gene Ontology annotation, molecular function: diphthine synthase activity. The record is from RefSeq and is a predicted model, not a curated record. Gene Ontology annotation, biological process: protein histidyl modification to diphthamide. NCBI's taxonomy places the organism in Eukaryota, Viridiplantae, Streptophyta, Magnoliopsida, Apiales, Apiaceae.